Schizophyllum commune H4-8 is the source of this 1379-nucleotide messenger RNA. It is a transcript of the gene WC2, whose product is annotated as blue light receptor. The record is from RefSeq and is a predicted model, not a curated record. Gene Ontology annotation, molecular function: sequence-specific DNA binding; zinc ion binding. The coding region runs from base 9 to 1112 and encodes 367 amino acids. The transcript is spliced from 5 exons. Gene Ontology annotation, biological process: regulation of DNA-templated transcription. Lineage: Eukaryota; Fungi; Basidiomycota; Agaricomycetes; Agaricales; Schizophyllaceae.
CGACGACCAUGUCUACAGUCCACGGCCGCUACCCCCCUCCGCUGCCUCGGACGUCGUCGGGCUCGAAUACUUCCCAGCUCUUUGAAUUUACAAAGCGGAAACGUUGGGCCGACCUACUUGUCACUGAGCUUGCGGACGCUAUCAUCUUGGUCUUGGGUGUCCCUAAUCCAAAGAUCCUAUACUGCGGUGCGGCCGUCGAAGAGCUACUAGGAUGGAGGGAUACGGAUGUUAUUGACCUCGACCUCACCGAACUCAUGAACCAGGACGACCAGCACGUCUUCCAGACGGCUUUUCACGACAGCGUCAAUACUGAGCAGGAGCUAUUGUCUUAUGUCCGGUUGAAAUGCAACAACACUAAGGACGCGUCGCACACAACGACUGCAGCGUAUCAUCAUCAGCAAAUGCAUGGCCAAAUCCCCCAACAGCCAGCGCAGGAAGUCUUGUUCGAGAUCAAGGGUUAUCCGCAUUAUCACCCCGACAGGUCUAAAUGCUGGUGCUUUUUUGCCACGGCGAGGCCGUAUCCGAGCAGGAACACCGCAAUGCUGAACACGUUCUUCGACCUGAAGAUCGAGAACGAGCGCUUGCAACAACGCCUCGUUGAGCUCCGGAGUCAACAGCCCGCUCCUGGUGCCUCAAAUGGUGUGCCCUCCGCAUCCCCUAUAACAGCAACUGCUGCAAACUCCUUCACGAGUUCGUCGUCUUAUCCUGCCACGACCUCAUCGUACGCCGCCAGCUCCUCGGCGUAUCCUCAUGGUCCAGCCGCUCAAAGUUCCUUCUACGGCGACGUCACUAGUCCAGUAACAAGAACGAGUUACGACCCGAACUCAAUGUAUGGUGGAACCUCCUUCGGUGCCCCUGCGCAUGCGUCUGCCCCUGAAGAAGAUGACGACGGCUCCAGCAAGAAGAAGAGGAAAAAGUCGCACGCUGGCGAGCAGUACGUUUGCAUAACAUGCGGAAGGACGGACUCCCCCGAAUGGAGAAAGGGUCCUUUGGGUCCGAAGACCCUCUGCAACGCAUGCGGUCUGCGCUGGGCGAAGCAGCAGCGCAAGACGGACGAUCAGCCAGCCGAAGGUCCCGGCUCGGGUCCCGGUCCUGGCCCCAGUAACGCCUGAUUGAACACAUUGUACCCUUGCAUUUCUGCCGUUUUUCGUUAUUUGGUCUCCCCGCUGUCCUGCAUACUGGUUAUCAUGAUCCCCUGAUUUCCCGUCAUCCCUCCCCGCGCUACCUGCCUCCCACGUUUUUGUCAUCCCGCCCUGCUAUCGCUGUGGUCUAUAUAUUAGUUCUGUCGCCCUUGUCAUGCUCUACGCAUCAGUACAUUAGGUUCAUUUUAUUCGACGCCAUUUUCUAGAUGUUCGGUAAUUGCCCGGCGUGCUUUCUCG